AUGUUAAUUCUUAUACCUUUUCUUAUCAUAUUGAUUUGUAUAAUAAUUUUUAUACUUCAUGAUCAUCUUACUUUUCAACGUGGUCGUUUAUCACGUCCUCGUGAUCGAACUUCCACUACACCUAUAACAAAAAUGGGACGUGAUCAAUUCAUAGAACUUUCAUUUGGUAUUGUUCAUUAUAUUUAUCAUCCUUCAUCAUCAUCAUCAUUACCAUUGAAUAUAUUCAUUCAUGGUUAUUCGACUCCAAUGGAAAUGUGGCAAUAUAUAUAUCCAGCAUUUGCUAACGAUAAUCAGGCAUGUUUAGUUUUUGAUUUAUAUGGUCGUGGUUGGUCUGAUGCUCCUCAUGUACCAAUGAAUAUUGAUAUAUUUGUUUGUCAAUUAGCUGAAAUUUUAUAUGCAUUAAAUCUUCCAUAUGAAAAAUAUAAUCUAUUUGGUGUUAGUAUGGGUGGUGCUAUUGUUCAACGUUUUACAGAACUUUAUCCAUCAAGAGUAUCUAAAUUAAUUCUUUGUAGUUCAGCUGGACUUAAUUUAGUAAAACCAUCAAAAACUCGUCUAUUUUUGUUAUCUUUACCUAUAAUUGGUCCAAUAGUUUUUAAAUAUGUAAUGAAACAUCAUGAUGAUGAUAAAGAACGUUUACAAUGGGCUUUUCCUGAUAAAGAAUAUUAUGAACAAUAUAAAAAUUUAUUUCAAUUAGGUUGGCAACAACAUCCAGGAUAUUUACGAUCUUUAUUUUCAACAGUAACUAAUUUUGAUUUUGAAGCUUCAUUAAAAACAAUUGAAUUUAUUGCAAAAUUAAAUAUACCAAUAUUAAUUGUAUGGGGAGAUAAAGAUACUUUAAUACCUGUAGAUACUGCUUAUCGUUUUCAUCAAUUAUAUAAAAAUUCAUUAUUAACUAUUAUUCCUGGUGCAACUCAUAUGUUACUUCUUGAACAUGCACAACAAAUAAUUGAUGCAACACGAGAGUUUUUUGAAAAACAUAAAUAA
Molecule: messenger RNA, 984 nt
Organism: Rotaria sp. Silwood2
Lineage: Eukaryota; Metazoa; Rotifera; Eurotatoria; Philodinida; Philodinidae
Source: the annotation of a GenBank genome assembly